Molecule: messenger RNA, 2901 nt
Organism: Stylonychia lemnae
Lineage: Eukaryota; Ciliophora; Spirotrichea; Sporadotrichida; Oxytrichidae
Source: the annotation of a GenBank genome assembly
AUGGAUUCUCAGUCUAAUAAGAAAUAGACAAACAAGGCCAACUAUGACAAUCCUUAGUAUGUCAAGUUGGUCGACAACCCUAAUCCCUAAGGAAGACCUUCUCUAAAUAGGAAUACCUCCUCUCAUGAUAGAAAUCUUUCAAGUAGUCCAUCAUUUAAGCAAGCACUCUAUGAUUCGGACAUGUAGUUCUUUGAGAAUAUGAUGAAGAGCUAUUAAGAUGAGCUUGCUGUCUCUCUAAUAAUGAGGCGGAAAAAUAUUAGAAAAUAAGACCCACUUGAAGAGAUGUCUGAGCUAUUUGGAGAGAUCAAGACAAUGGAAACUAAAUUCAGAAAAGCCCUUGAAGUUUGUGCUUUCAUCAUUGACAAAAAUAAAGAGCUCUAUGAAGACAAUAUAUUAUUGCAUCAAGAUCUUGAGAAAUAGAUGUAGAGAUAGACCCUUGUUGAAGAUCAGAAUUAAUCACUUUUCCAAGAAAACAGACAGUUAAAUGAUUAAGCUUUAUCAACAAAAGCUCAUGUUAGUGAGUUAGAAUCUAUUAUAAAUGAUUUGAAGAUUGAAGUAGAUCAGAAAAACAUGUUCUUGGAAGAAUAUGAGAAGAAUAUGGACAACAGCAGGACUACAGAAAGAUAUACUAUGAAUAACAAUGCUUUGAUUUCUGCAUAGGAUCUGUAAGAACUUAAAAAUUAAUUAGCAGAUAAGUCGAAAAAACUUAAAGAAUAUGAUUAAAUCUUAGAACAGUAGAGUAUUAAAUAUGAGAUGGAGCUAAAGAAAUGCAAUAUGCUUAUUAAUGAAAAUAGAAAGCUCAAGGAAACAAAUAAAGAGCUAAACUUUUAGAUCGAUGAUCUGCAAGAAAUGAUUGAAGAAAGGGAACAUGAGUUAGAUGAAUUUUAAUUAACAAUAAAACAAUUAGAAACUGAGAUUGAGAAUAAUAAGUUUGCUUAAAAAUAAAAAACUGCAUUCUCUAAGCCAAAUUAAAUUACUAAUCCCUUAGCACAAAUCUAAAAAACCCUAACUAGAAAUAAAUCUAAGCAUGAGUAUGAAAUUAAAAAAUCCAGUCCUUUAAAUAUGGAAGUCAUUAAGAAAAAACAGAAAUCUACAUUUGUUAUUGAUACUACUAAACCUUUAGUUAAAUAGCAAAGUAGGGUUCAAUAAACUCAUAAAUAGUAGGCCCAUUAGCCUAAAGCAUAAAAUAAAAUUGUUAAGCAAACUCACGUUAUAAAGAAAACAGAGUUCUUUUAAGAAUCAACAGAGCCUGAGUAGAAGUAAAAUUUCAUAAGAGUUAAGUCAUAGAUGGAGGAUUUUAGAUAAGUUCGACAUUUCCGAAAAGGAUCAUGCCCUCUCGUUAUUGUGGAUAAGAAUAGUAAAAAGUUCUAGAUUUACGAUAGGUAAUUUAUCAGAGAGGGGCAGGUAAAAACUCAAGAGACUAAGAAUCUUUUUGAAUUGAAGGGUAGCAAGACUCCAGACCAGAAGGCAUAAGAUGAUAAAAAAGUUGCUCCUCCUCCAGAGUUCUAUCCUUUCAAUGAUCUGGAUAAAGUUAUUGAAGAAGCUUAAGUUAAGCUUAGAUUGCCUUCUUCAUUAAGAUUCUAGACUGAAUACGUUUAAAAAAUAGGAUAGCAUUUCCAAGAUAUACUGAACAGAUAGCAAGUUAUGAACCUAAGAGUAUCAGAAAGAGAUGAAUAUGAAUAAGAUGAUGAAGAUGUUUAAGAUGGUAAUGAAGAUUCAGAAGAGAAUGAUGUUAUUGAUGAAGAAAUGACAAAUUAAGAUUAAAUGCCUCAUUAUAGAGAGACUUUUAGACCUGUAAGUAUCUUAGAUAGGGGUCUAGAUCUUAAUGAAGAUGAUUUUAUUUACGAUCAAAUAAAUGGUAGGGGUACUUUAAACGUUGACGAUAUCGGGUAUUUAGCUGGCACCAGGAAAAACAGUAGGGAAGAAAUUAACUUUGAAAGUUUUAAUGACAGAUAAGGAAGUAUGAUGAUCGAUGGAGUAAUGGACAACAUGGAUAGAUAUAGCCCUGAUCCAUACUCUAGAGAAAGUAUGUACAGCAAAAAAGGAAUUAAAGCUAAGACUACCUUAAACACAAUUAAAAACGGUUAAUCUAUGUAUGAUAAAAGAAAGAAUUAGAAUUAGCUAGAGAUUAAGCCAAAUCAAAUAAAUGAAGUAGAAGAUGAAGAUGACAAUGAAAGUCUCUCUAAAAGAAACAGAUCAUUAUUUAAAAAAGUAGGUCUUUCUAUUAUCACGGAUGAGAGUCCUGGACUUCAAGAGAAGUCACCUUAAAAAGAGUUGAUUAAAGAUACUCUUCCGAUGGACACUCCAAGCUUCCAUGAUAAAGCUAAAAUUGAUAACAAAAAUGCUUUCAUUGAAGCAUCAUCAGGAUCGAAAUAAUUCAAACCAAGGUCAAAAGAAGAGGAAAAGAAGUUUGGCUCACAUUAGAAAAAAGCUACUGAUUCGACAACAAUAGGUGUUUCAAAUGUCAAUUACCAAAGCCCUCAUGCUUAGGUAACAUAAGAUGAAAUAGCAGCAAUUAACGAUUCAAGAUCAAAUGCAUAAUAUCAAAGCAUAGUUAGUGGCUCUCAAUCGAUUGGGAAUAUUUACUCUCACAGUCAUUAUAACUCAUAAGUAUUCCAGACAGAUUAAUUAGGUGUUGUAUAAUCUCAUCAUUUAAGAGGUUUUUCUUCCAAUCCCCCUCCAAAGGAUGAUGAGAGCUCAUCUCCAUCAAAGAACUAGGUUGAUUUAGGUAGUAGACAGGCAGCUGAGUCCUUAGGGGGUAGAGCCUCAAAUAGUGGUGGUAGUGGUUUGAAGUCUCCAACUUAAUAGUCUAGAAAGGAUCCUAAUGAGGAAUUCUUUAUGAUGACUCUAUUGAGUUAUAAACUAAAUCACAAGGAAUAUGAGAAAAUCUUAAUUGUAUGA